This is a messenger RNA of Rhea pennata, 5135 nucleotides long. It is a transcript of the gene KIF3A, whose product is annotated as kinesin family member 3A. Gene Ontology annotation, molecular function: microtubule motor activity; microtubule binding; ATP binding. The record is from RefSeq and is a predicted model, not a curated record. The coding region runs from base 50 to 2248 and encodes 732 amino acids. NCBI's taxonomy places the organism in Eukaryota, Metazoa, Chordata, Aves, Rheiformes, Rheidae. Gene Ontology annotation, biological process: spindle elongation; mitotic spindle organization; microtubule-based movement. The transcript is spliced from 19 exons. Gene Ontology annotation, cellular component: microtubule associated complex.
CGGCGGGUGCCUCGCGCGCGGCCCCGCCGCCUGCCCGCGCGCCGCCGCCAUGCCGAUCAACAAGCCUGAGAAGCUGGACAAGCCGGAGAGCUGUGAUAAUGUGAAGGUUGUUGUCCGGUGCCGGCCUCUGAAUGAACGAGAAAAAACUACAGGCUACAAAAUGGCAGUCAACGUAGAUGAAAUGAGAGGAACUAUAACGGUUCAUAAAACAGACUCAUCCAAUGAGCCUCCCAAGACGUUCACAUUUGACACGGUUUUUGGACCAGAGAGUAAACAGCUGGAUGUCUAUAAUUUAACUGCAAGACCUAUUAUUGACUCUGUCCUAGAAGGAUACAAUGGCACUAUUUUUGCAUAUGGGCAGACUGGAACAGGCAAAACUUUCACCAUGGAAGGGGUCCGAGCAGUUCCUGAGCUUAGAGGAAUUAUUCCCAAUUCUUUUGCCCAUAUAUUUGGUCACAUUGCCAAGGCAGAGGGGGAUACGAGGUUUUUGGUUCGUGUGUCUUACCUGGAAAUUUACAAUGAAGAAGUGCGAGAUCUGCUAGGAAAAGACCAGACACAGAGGUUAGAGGUUAAAGAGAGACCUGAUGUGGGAGUUUAUAUCAAAGACCUAUCAGCCUAUGUCGUAAACAAUGCAGAUGAUAUGGACAGAAUCAUGACUCUGGGCCACAAAAACCGUUCUGUUGGUGCCACAAACAUGAAUGAGCACAGCUCCCGUUCACAUGCUAUCUUCACAAUCACCAUUGAGUGCAGUGAGAAAGGGGUUGAUGGAAACAUGCAUGUUCGCAUGGGCAAACUACACCUUGUUGAUCUUGCUGGUUCUGAAAGGCAGGCAAAAACUGGAGCCACAGGACAGCGAUUGAAAGAAGCUACUAAGAUCAAUCUUUCUCUUUCCACCCUGGGAAAUGUCAUCUCUGCACUCGUGGAUGGCAAGAGCACUCACGUACCCUACCGUAACUCCAAACUUACACGGCUCCUUCAGGAUUCUCUUGGGGGCAACUCCAAAACCAUGAUGUGUGCAAACAUUGGUCCAGCAGACUACAAUUAUGAUGAGACUAUCAGCACUCUCAGAUACGCAAACAGAGCCAAGAACAUCAAGAACAAGGCCAGGAUUAACGAAGAUCCCAAGGAUGCUUUACUCCGCCAGUUUCAAAAAGAAAUUGAGGAGCUUAAAAAAAAAUUGGAAGAAGGGGAAGAGAUUUCUGGCUCUGAGACCAGUGAUUCUGAAGAGGAGGAGGAGGAGGAGGAUGAUGAUGGGGAAAUUGGAGAGGAUGGGGAAAAGCGGAAGAAACGACGAGGCAGUAGCAGCAGCAGUAGUUCAGACUCUACAUGCUCUGUCAUAGAGAAACCUCUGGAUAAAUCCUUCACUAAUCAAGCAGGCAAAAAGAAAGUUUCCCCUGAUAAGAUGGUAGAGAUGCAAGCAAAGAUUGAAGAGGAGAGAAAAGCUCUUGAAACCAAACUUGAUAUGGAAGAAGAAGAAAGAAAUAAAGCCAGAGCUGAACUGGAGAAGAGAGAAAAAGAUUUGCUUAAAGCUCAACAAGAGCACCAGUCCCUGUUGGAGAAACUGUCUGCAUUGGAGAAGAAGGUGAUUGUAGGAGGUGUGGACUUACUGGCAAAAGCAGAGGAACAAGAGAAACUUCUAGAAGAAUCAAAUAUGGAGCUGGAAGAACGACGGAAGAGAGCAGAGCAGCUUCGCAGGGAGCUUGAGGAAAAGGAGCAAGAACGCUUGGACAUAGAGGAGAAGUACACCAGCCUCCAGGAAGAAGCACAAGGGAAAACUAAAAAGCUGAAGAAAGUUUGGACCAUGCUUAUGGCUGCAAAAUCAGAGAUGGCAGAUUUGCAGCAAGAGCAUCAGAGAGAAAUUGAAGGAUUACUGGAGAAUAUUCGGCAGCUGAGCAGAGAGCUUCGUCUUCAGAUGCUUAUCAUAGACAACUUCAUUCCUCAGGACUACCAGGAAAUGAUUGAAAACUAUGUUCACUGGAAUGAAGACAUUGGAGAAUGGCAGCUGAAAUGUGUUGCAUAUACAGGAAACAACAUGAGGAAACAGACUCCUGUCCUGGAUAAAAAGGAAAAAGAUCCCUUUGAAGUGGACCUUUCCCAUGUUUACCUAGCUUACACAGAAGAAAGUCUGAGACAGUCUUUGAUGAAGCUAGAGAGACCGAGGACUUCAAAAGGAAGAUCCAGGCCCAAAACUGGUAGAAGAAAACGUUCUGCAAAGCCAGGAGCUGUCAUUGACUCUCUGCUGCAAUAGGUUUGACGGAUUCAGAACUGCUAUAAAAAUCAGUGAGUGUAUAAUGCUUGGCCACAAUAUGAAACCCAAAAGAGUAGGCACAGUUUGACAAAGUGGUUGCGAAAUCCAUACCGUAUUGGUAUGGACCUUUAUUGAAAAAAACAUUUUUUCCUUAGUUGCCCAUAUAUUGUAUGUUAUAUUAACAUAAUGUUAAACUGGUAUAUAUGGUGGUUGUGAAAUUCUAUGUUAAACAAUUGUGUUGUGCAGGGAAACUAUUGUUGGCAAUCUUAAAGUGUAUAGAAAGCAAGGUUCUAGAUGUGUGUUUAAGUGCUAGACGUGCUAGCCCAAAGUGGUUGGUUAAAAUUUAAAGCUGAUAAAUCUGACUUAUGUUCUGCUUUGCACAUAGAAACUGGCGGCUUUCACUUUUUUUUUCUGUUGCACUGUUCUAUGUGUUUGAAUGUGGUUGCUGCAAACCUAUGAGUUAAAAGGGUUUGAUGCUCAAAUCAAGUUAUUUUAAAUAUUCCUCAUUAUAUCUAUGAACUUAUUUUAUAUGAGAUACAUGUCACAUUUUAUCCCUUUAUUUGCAGUCUUACUAUACAGAGUAGUUGUCAGACUUCUGGGAAGGCACAGUAUUCUGUUUCAGUGCAACAAGUAUGUAAAGUUGUGCUUUUUUUUUUCUACUUGUGUGUAAUCUCCUUGCACUGCAGAGAUUGGCCUUUGAGGCAAAGGCAAGAAAAUACAUUUUGUUUUCCUCCUCUUUUUAAGACUGUGUUGGAGCAUUGCUCUAGUUGUUUCUCAUGCUUCUGACUGAGCUGGUAAAUUAUUAAUUUAUAUGAAUUGUUUUAUUGUAAUCUUGACAGCAGAGAUUAUUUAAAGAGAAUGUUCUGUUGCUAAAGUCUAGAUUCGUCUUGCAGACACUGAGCAUUACAAUUCCAUUUUCUCGUCCCUGCUGCAAAGAGCACUGAACCAGUGCUCUAUAAACUGAAGAUGAAUUUGACUCUCCUGUUAAAAUGGGCAUGAACUGCCCCUUUUUCCUAGAACAGUAACAUCCUCUAAAGUAGUUGAUGCUGUCCUUCUCUGUGUAGACUGUAUCAUCUGUUUCUGGCUAUGCUUUGAGAAAAUAAUUCUGGUCUUUGUUAAUAACCAUCUAUUUGUGGUGGCUGCUCAUAUUCUUAUUUUAUAUUUAUGCUGCUAAUACAGAUAACACUUUAAUAUAUUACUCUUCUGUCAUGGAGAAAAUUAAUCUCCUUUGGACUGUUACAUAACUAAUGCUAGAACAUAUCAGUUGCAGGUAUCCUAACAGUUCCUAUGCCAGUGUGGUGUUAAUUGGCUAUAAUUUCCAUAUAGUCUUACUGUUACCCAGAGUUUAAAAAGCUGAUAUUGACAGGAAAAAAUGAGUCCGUAAGUAUGACAUGAUGAAAAACAAGACAAGUCCUUGGGUGUGCUUAGUUUUUGCUAGUACCUGCAUCUACAGUUACUAGAACACUCUUGUGAAGUACUUACAGUAGUUAAAGUAGUCCAUAUCCCCUUCUUACUAUUGUGAUGCUUAAUGGAGUGUACUGUGUAGAUCUAUGACAGGUGUGAGUUGUCAUUUGAUGAGUAAAGCUGUUCUUUUAAUAGCAUGUUUCAUACAGGAGAAUUUUGGUCUGCAUCAGUUCUCAGAACCAGGGAUGGUAGUUGUAUUUCAUUGUGUUACGUUUCCUGUGUAAAGAUAACUUGCUGAAGGAUCCCUUUUUAAAGGGGUUUCUCCUGACCUGUGCUUUCAAAACCAAGUAAAAGGACAAUUUACUAUAGACAUUCUUGUUUAAGAUCAUCACUGACUUAGAUGUCACUGUGAACCAUGACACUGAGUUCAGAAUAUUUAAAUAUUCUGAAGGUAUAUGCUGAUCUCUUAGAUUUAGUUCAUGUUACAGUCUUGCUGCUGAAAACAGUAGUACUUUAGGUAUAACUGAGAGAGUCUUAGGGCAGGGGAAAUGUGCUUAAAGAAAAGUGUUUGCACAUACUUUGAAGAGACUGGCUAGGAUUUCAUAUUAGAAAUUAGUUUUCAAAAGCACAUCACUUGCUCCUGCAAGAAUCUUAAGUAGGACACUACCAUGACCAUGCUGAAGAUGAUCGGUUUUGGCUUAUCUUUUAACUGUGUUGGGCUCUGUGUCGGUUUCUUUUUUUCUUUUUCUUUCUUUCUUUCUUUUUUUUUCUUUUUUUUUUCCUCCCCUAGAAAUUUUUUUUAAUUCAGAGAGCCUGGCUUGAAGGUUUACUAUAUGGGCCUCUCUGUAUCCAUGGAUAAUCUGUGAAUGUAUAAUGUACCCAUAACCUGUUUUAAAAAGGAAUGGCUUUGGUUUGUUUGGGUUUUUUAAUUACUUGGCCAAUAAAGGUUGUGGUGUUUUCAGCUCAGUAGCUGCUCUAUAGUAUAUCUUAAUAUCAUAAACUAACUUUAUAUAUACCCACACACACACACACACAUAUAUAUAUAUAUAUAUAUAUAUCCACACAUAUGAUGUUUACCCACCUUCCCAUCUUGCUACUAGAAGUUCCCUUUCAUUCAAGAACAUCAACCUUAACAUGGAAUUUUUCUGCAUUCAUGUUAUUUAGUAUUGUUCUAAAUGAAUUAUUUCCUAUUUAACUUGUUUCUGAUUCUUUAAGAGGGGAAAAUUCUCCUUAGUGCCUUUCACUAACUUUCAUUGUCUGCGCAUGUCCUGAUUUUCACCUUUCUCAACAGCUCUAUUUAGCUGGUUCUGUAUAAAGGGUAAACUCCUAGUCUGUUUAUAUAAUUUGUCUUCCUAUUUAUUGGCUUUCUAACUGUUUGUUUCUGAUUAUUCUUAGUUUUCUGAUAAAUUCAUUAUACUGUAUAUUAUCAGUAUUGUGUCGUUGGAGCAUGUUCAUACCAUAAAAUAAAAUUCUUGAUUCCUAA